Scleropages formosus (Asian bonytongue) is the source of this 2040-nucleotide messenger RNA. Its product is annotated as inhibitory synaptic factor 2A-like. The record is from RefSeq and is a predicted model, not a curated record. NCBI's taxonomy places the organism in Eukaryota, Metazoa, Chordata, Actinopteri, Osteoglossiformes, Osteoglossidae. The transcript has 4 exons. Gene Ontology annotation, cellular component: postsynaptic density. The coding region runs from base 273 to 1691 and encodes 472 amino acids. Gene Ontology annotation, biological process: inhibitory postsynaptic potential.
UCAGAAUCGCGCAACCCGAGCGAGCCUCGAGUCGUCCGUCUCCCGCCGACGCGGCCGGCGCGCGCAACAACUGUAGCAACUGCGGGGCGCCGCGAUCGGUGCGGGAGCGCGUCUCUCCUCCGUACUCCGUCCAUAGCCGUAGAGCCGUGCAGCCGCUCCCGGCUCGUCCGGCUCCGCGGCUCCGCUGCGCACAGGAACAUGUACCGGCGGACCCGGGGCGCGCCGCUGCCUCGUCCUUCCCGUCACUGAUCCGCUUCUCAAGGAAAAAAAAAAUGGUGAGCAGGGAGGCCAGUAAAUGCGUAGUCACAAACUCCGAGUCGGACUCAGAGGCGGCGCCAUCUCUGGCCCUGGAGAUGAAAUACUCCCUGGACCAUGGGCGCCAGGUGAGGAAGAGGAAUAAGGCCUUGCAGGUGCGCUUCAAGGACAUCUGUGAGGCCCAGAAUGAGCAGCGAGAGGCGGCUCGCCAGGCAGCUGGGAAGGGUGGCCGGCCUGCCCCCUCGAAGGUGGUCUACCGGAAGUAUAUGACGGUUCCAGCAAGGCGCUCCAUUCCUAAUGUCACCAGGAGCACGGGUGUGCAAACUUCACCGGACCUGCGAAAGCGCUACCAGACUUUUCCCUUUGAGCGCAAGAAGGGGCACUCGCUCAAACAUGCAGCAGCAGCAGACAGCGUGAAAGGCCAAGGCAAUGGGAUCGAGGCCAACACCAGGAGGCCGAGAGAGGUGGGUGGUCUGGAUGACGAGGCCAUUCGACCUUUGGGGAACGGGACUUAUCGGACACGUGUGCUGCUUCAUACGAAUGACUGCACAGCUGCCUUGGAGCCCCUUCCUGGGGUUGACUGCUCUGAUGGACCGGUAUGUGCCGACCCACUGCUCAGCUGCUCUAAAGACACACAGGGCUCACUGGGGGACCGGAUCGGUGGCACUGAGGACGCGCCACAGAAAGGAUUACAACCGAGGGAGGGGGUAGGUGAGGCCCGCCCAUCUGCCAAGAGGCAGCUGUCGAGCUUUGAAGAGGCACCUGCUGGGCCCCCACGGGACUCAGGACCGAGGGUCACAGGGCCAAUUGCCUGGAACUCCCUAACGCAGGUGGAAUGCCUGGAGAGUCCGUCAGCCCGGAGCAAGCGCAAGAAAGGCGCACAGCUCAAUGGACUCCAAGUUGGGGCAGAGACACGGGCACAAACACUGUCCCACUCUGGCUGCCCUGCUGCUCCGGCACGCUGCCAUGCGACUUCCUUUGCUGAACCCACACCGGUUUGCUCUACGGACAGCACUUCCAUGGCUGCUCCUUGCCAGCAGAUUGUGCCUGUGGCUCAGGAUGGGGACCUCAAGGCUCAGCUCCAGGUGAUGGAAAACUUGAUCAGCUCAAGUCAGGAGACCAUCAAAGUCCUUCUGGGAGUCAUCCAGGAACUGGAGAAGGGAGAGGCACACAGAGAAGGCCUCUCCUAUCGGACCGGACAGGACACGGCCAACUGCGACACGUGUCGAAACAGCGCCUGCAUUAUUUACAGCGUGGAGCUGGACUUCAAGCAGCAGGAGGACAAGCUUCAACCCCUGAUGAAGAAGUUGUGCCCCCAGGAGGACCCUCCCCUCCCAUCUCUGCCUUACCCCCAGGAAGCCUUCACCUCCACUCCCAAACGCAAGUCCAAAUCAGAGACUAAGAAGCACGCCCGCUGGAAACUGUGGUUCCUCUGAAACCCCACUUUCCUUAGUUUUUGAUUUCUUGCUUCCUUCAAAGGGAUUUUGAAUCCAAUCAGCAGUUUUCUGCUCCAGAGGAUGGAUACCAGUCAUCAUCUCUCCUGGAUAAUGACACCGAAAACCAUGCUGAAGUUCAGUAUAAAAAAGUCAGCAAUCUUCACUUGAAGACAAGUUAAAAACCUGCAGAUCAUUCUAUUUUUGUCACGUUUGCCAAAAAAGGGAUUCACAUUUAUGACUAAUUUCCAGAAGCACGGUGUGAAAUUGCGCUGUGCCAACUUAUUUGCAGAUCAGCAAGGUGAGAAGCAAAUUGGAUUUAUUCUAUUUAUUUUUUUUUUAAACAUGAAAC